AUGUAUUCGAUAUGGACAAAGACAGUUUUACCAUUUUACCGAGCCGCUGCCAAAACUCAAAGUCACCUAUUAGCCUGUUAUCGUGAGCUCGCUCAAGAAGUUGCUGUAGAAUCAAAAUUCGACUUGUAUCGUCUGGAACAAGGACCAUCUGAACGGUCAGUUGUGAAGAAGGAGGAAGCCAUAUAUGCCCUGAAGAUGAUGAACUACAUACGUCGAAUGGAGAACAGAGCCGCGGACAUAUACCGUUUGCGGCUCAUCAACGGCUUCCUGCACUUAUACGCUGGUCAGGAAGCCGUGGCUGUUGGCAUAAAGAUGGCUAUGGAUAAAGAGGAUACCCUUAUCACGGCGUACAGGUGUCACGGUUUUACCGCGGUGUUCGAUACGCCCGCUCGCGCGAUUUUCGCAGAACUUAUGGGUCGCAAAACCGGCGCUUCGAAAGGCAAGGGUGGCUCCAUGCAUAUGUAUGCACCACGCUUUUACGGCGGCGAUGGCAUCGUUGGUGGACAGGUACCGAUCGGCACUGGCAUGGCUUUGGCGCACAAAUACAACAGCAAAGGUGCUGUGGCCUUCACAUUGUACGGAGAUGGCGCGGCAUCGCAGGGUCAGAUCUACGAGGCCUGGAACAUGGCGAAGUUGUGGAAUCUACCCGUGGUUUACAUAUGCGAGAACAACAAAUACGGCAUGGGUACAGCCGUGCAUCGGCAUUCUGCCAACACGCAGCUUUAUACACGUGGAGACCUCAUACCGGGAAUAAAAACAGACGGAAUGAAGGUCGUGGAUGUACGAAAUGCCAUACGCUUCAGCCGCGAAUACGCGCUACGUAAGGGACCAAUUGUGAUCGAGGUUGCAACUUAUCGUUUCUUCGGACACAGCAUGAGCGAUCCGGGUGUAGGAUACCGUACCAGAGAAGAAGUCAAGUAUAUGCAAACCGAGCAAGAUCCAAUCACAACGUUCAGCCAACUGGUUAUACAGAAGAAACUCAUGACAGAGAAAGAGACCCAGGACAUACGAGAGGCGGUUUACAAACAGGUUGACCAAGAACUGGAGCAAGCGAAGGCUGAUGCAUGGCCGGAAAUGUCAGAAAUUUCGACGGAUGUUUACGUGAAACCUAUGGAGAAGGUGCGCGGAAAAGCUCCUUGGGAAACAUUCUAA
Molecule: messenger RNA, 1152 nt
Organism: Dinoponera quadriceps
Lineage: Eukaryota; Metazoa; Arthropoda; Insecta; Hymenoptera; Formicidae
Product: pyruvate dehydrogenase E1 component subunit alpha, mitochondrial-like
Exons: 6
Coding region: 1-1152 (383 amino acids)
Molecular function (GO): oxidoreductase activity, acting on the aldehyde or oxo group of donors, disulfide as acceptor
Source: RefSeq, a predicted model, not a curated record